This is a messenger RNA of Fonsecaea multimorphosa CBS 102226, 2283 nucleotides long. RefSeq lists its product as uncharacterized. The record is from RefSeq and is a predicted model, not a curated record. Gene Ontology annotation, cellular component: GATOR1 complex. NCBI's taxonomy places the organism in Eukaryota, Fungi, Ascomycota, Eurotiomycetes, Chaetothyriales, Herpotrichiellaceae. Gene Ontology annotation, biological process: positive regulation of autophagy; cellular response to amino acid starvation; TORC1 signaling. The transcript has a single exon. Bases 1 to 2283 code for a protein of 760 amino acids.
AUGUCUACAUCUGCAACAUCUCUCAACCCUUCGCUGCUCGCAAUCCUCCUCGUCGUUCAAGGCCGAACCGGCUCAGGCGCUGAAAUUGUCUUCCACUACCCUCCGGACCCGCUCUCAGCAGAGCGACCUUCUUAUGCUGCCGAGUCCACAGAUGACGAUGACGGAGAAAGUUCCAGCAGUGAUUCGGAGGAGUCGUCUUCAGAGGAGGACUUUGAUUUGUUCACGAGACGCUUCGGGAAUGCGGUGACAGCAACGCAGAAUCAGGAAAACCAAUCACAGCAUUCUGAUGACGAGGACAGCAAUUAUCUGAGCAAGAGGGGGACACAGGAUAAUUCACAGUGGAAGCCCUCGUGGGAGCCGCUCCUUGGCCUCGGAGAAGAUGGUCUGGUCAGCUUGCUAGCCCCAGGAAGAUCCUGGCACAAACGUCGGUUUGAGCUUGGUAUUAACGACCUGACCUUCUUGGGCCGACCAGUCUAUGCUCGAGAGGACGGCUUCUGGCGAAAAGUAAAGGUGAGAAGGUCAAGGACAGUCGAAGAUGAGGGCCUUUCUCCGGAGGUUACACUCAGUGACAGUGCCCAGGAUGAUGAGGUCAAUGACGACGAAGCCGCACCGACUGACCAUAGCAGCAAGAAAGAUGGCCAUGCAAAGGAACGUGUAAAGAGUCAGUUGACCAUGUUUCACGUGGUGUUUGUCAUGGACCCUCCACCACUGGAGCAUACAGCUCGGGUCAAGGAGAUGUACGACCAUGUCGUGAAGAAGUUCUCCAAAGUGCUGAAAUGGGCGCAGUCACAUCAUGAUUAUGUUUGGGAACAGUCUGAGCUGCUGCAGUCCAUCAGGUCGGCACAUUUUCACCAACGGUCGUCUACAAAAGUGCUGUAUACCGAAAUGAAACAACGUUCGCCUCUGGCUGCUGCCAUUGCGAAAGUUUUCGAUAAUAUCUCGGCCUCCAAAAUAGCUGCUAUCACACUCAGUCCCAAAUUGUCCGUGUCUCUCCAGAUUCCUCCCGUUACAUCGACUUCUUAUCUUCCAUCUCUAUCGGAACCCCCACUUCAACCAGGACUAUGGCUUACUACAGCCACAGAUCCAACGUCUACGGCCUCAGACCUGGACGCAACCUCCUCUACAGGUCCCUUGCAGCUAUCCAAGAACUUCACACUCCUGCUCAAAUCCAGCCCGCAGAAGAUUCUCAAAGACAUCCAGGCUGCGGGAGGGUCAUUAGCAAUGCCGCUGACCAACUUCAUUGGACAUCUGAAGCCGACCAAAUCCUUCUACAAGAUAUCGCUCGCUUCUCAAAUUGCAUUGGGUGACAUUCAACAUCUGGCUCGUCAUCUCGUAUAUUGGCGCAGAGCCAUAGCAAUUCCACCGCUGCACCAGCGCGAUACAUAUAUCGUCUCUCCCAACGCCAACAUGAGCAGGCUGGUGUCGGCGUGCAAGACGUACGAGGCGACAUUCCCCAUGAUGCCGUCUCUGCCAAAGAUGUUGAACGCUUUAAGCGGUACUCCCGCACCGUACGGCACUCUCAUCCCCAGCAGAGACCACAAGGAAGAGUACUACCGAGUGCUUGCCUGGCUCAUGCGCGACGGCUGGGUCACACAGCUGCGUACGUUCGCGUUUGUCCGAGUGGACCCGGAAGUGAAGAAAGCGGUCCGUGAAAAGGAGCGCGAAGAAUCCAAGGGCUCCUCGAGAACUCCCGGUCUCGAGAGGGAAGCAAGCGCAAGCGACCGUGAUCGAGAUACGGGGACUGGGAGGAGUUUUGGUAGCGGCGGCACGCCAAACACAACUCCUGCCGGCGGAGGAGCCAUUUCGUCCUUCAAGCAGCGUCCCAGCAUGCCUCGUCGACCAUCCAGCGACGGGCGCCAAUCGAUUUCCACCGACCGCACCAGCGUCCGCGGCGGGGGACAACAAUUCAAACACAACCCCAAAGCCGCCAGCCUAAUCAUCUCCCCGCAGCGCGCCUCGCCCGAAGAAUCUCGCUGGCUCGACUACAUCACCUCCACAAUCAGCUCCUCCCCGUCUCGCAGCUCCUCCUCCCGGGCAGACUCGCCGGCUUCGUCAGACUCCGAGGCCGAAGCCGAAACCGCAGAACUGCUCCGGCGCUAUUGGCCCGUGUUUGUGAAGUAUUUCAGCGGGUCGGAACCGCUGGAAAGAAUCCCCGUCAGGGAAGGCCUGAAGAGGAAGUUGGUCUGGGAUGUGUUGGAGAAGGUGGGCGCGGAUUUCGAGGGCGGCGUUGAAGAUGAGAAGGGGGAGAAUAAAAGGGUGUUGGUCACGAUUAGACAUUGGUAG